Messenger RNA from Eleginops maclovinus (Patagonian blennie), 2850 nucleotides. RefSeq names its product scinderin like a (gene scinla). Gene Ontology annotation, cellular component: actin cytoskeleton; cytoplasm. Gene Ontology annotation, biological process: actin polymerization or depolymerization; actin filament severing; cell projection assembly. Bases 266 to 2425 code for a protein of 719 amino acids. The record is from RefSeq and is a predicted model, not a curated record. Gene Ontology annotation, molecular function: actin filament binding; phosphatidylinositol-4,5-bisphosphate binding. Lineage: Eukaryota; Metazoa; Chordata; Actinopteri; Perciformes; Eleginopidae. The transcript has 17 exons.
UACCAUUUAAGAAGUGUUUUUGAGGAUGUAAUCUGUGUUGCAUUUCAGUUCCUAUAUUUUAGUUUUUAAUUGAGCUUGUUAUGGAGCUGUUAUUGUUGCAGAGCGUUGCCAAGCGUCGCCUCCUCCUCACAGCGCGGAAGUGUCUGCAAGCUGAGUCUAUAAAACAGAGCCGAGCGCAUACAGCCUGCGCGGAGACCUGGAGAGCAGCACCGUCAGCUUCCAACAACCCAGCAUCUUCCUCUGUCCUCACCAGAUCCUGAGCACUAUGGCGCAGCACAAGGAGUUUGACACUGCGGGGAAGAAGCCCGGCCUGCAGGUGUGGCGCAUAGAGAAGAUGGAUUUGGCACCUGUCCCUUCUGAGCUCCAUGGAAACUUCUUCACUGGAGACUCUUACAUUUUGCUCCGUACCUCCUCCAGUCCUUCUUACAACGUGCACUCGUGGUUUGGAGAGGAAAGUUCCCCGGACGAGAAAGGGGCUGCUGCCAUCUUCAUGACCCAACUGGACAGCUUCUUGGGUGGAGCACCAAUACAGUUCGCUGAGUUUCAAAAUAAUGAGUCCAACACCUUCCUGAGCUACUUCAAGCAUGGCAUCACAUACAAGAAAGGUGGAGUGGCUUCAGGCUUCAAGCAUGUCGAGAAAAAAGAUGUCAAACGCGUGCUGCAAGUUAAAGGUCGUCGGAGCAUCAGAGCCCAGGAGGUAGACGUGUCCUGGGACAGCUUCAAUAAAGGAGACUGCUUCAUCAUUCAGUUGGGAGAGAGGAUCUACCAUUGGGCUGGCAGUGAAUGCAAUCUGUUUGAGCGCCUGAAAACCUCUGAGCUGGCCAUUGGUAUCCGCGACAAUGAGCAAAACGGUCGUGGUGAUAUCGAAAUGAUUGACGAAGGCUCUGAGCCAGAAGCUGUCAUUGAAGUUCUUGGGCCGAAACCUGACCUCCCACCAGGAAGCUGUGAUAAAAGCAGUGAUAAGGAGAACAAGAUUAUGGCGUCUCUCUAUAUGAUUUCUGAUGCAGCCGGCCACAUGAAGGCAACCUUGGUUGCCGAUAAAAACCCGUUCAAACAGAAAGCGCUCUCCUCCAAUGAAUGCUACAUCUUGGACAAUGGUGGAAGCAACAAGAUAUUUGUUUGGAAAGGUUCCAAUGCAAAUAAAGCUGAGCGCCAAGCAUCUAUGAGUGCUGCACUCCAAUUCAUCAAAGAUAAGAAUUACUCCCAAAAUACUCAGAUCAUAGUGAUGCCAGCAGGGGGAGAGACCACCAUCUUCAAGCAGUUCUUCUUCAACUGGUUGGACAAAGAUGAGACCACUGGCCCAAGCAAGGCCUACACUAUCGGUAGCAUAGCCAAGGUGGAGCAGAUUCCCUUUAACGCCGCCAAACUUCACGACAACAAAAGCAUGGCUGCACAGCACGGCAUGAUGGACGACGGCUCCGGGACAGUGAAGAUUUGGCGUGUGGAAGGAGGUGAUAAAGUUCCUGUGGACCCAUCCAAAUAUGGACAGUUCUUUGGAGGGGACUGUUACCUGGUGCUGUACUCCUACAAAGACGGCAGAGAGAAGCAUAUCAUCUACAUCUGGCAAGGGCUGAAUUGCUCCAGGGAUGAACUGGCUGCGUCAGCCUUUCUCACUGUGCAACUGGACGAUUCCAUGGGUGGAGCAGCUACCCAGGUUCGUGUCACUCAGGGCCAGGAACCCCCUCAUCUCGUGAGCGUGUUCAAGACCAAGCCUUUGGUGGUCCACCUGGGUGGGACAUCCCGCGAAUGUGGGGAGAGUAAACCUGGCAGCACGCGACUCUUCCACAUCCGCCAGAGCUCCACCAAAGCCACCCGGGCUGUUGAGGUGGAGCCCAGUGCCACCUCCCUGAACACCAACGAUGUGUUUGUGCUGAAGACGUCUGAUUCCCUGUUCCUGUGGAAGGGUAAAGGAGCGACCCCGGAGGAGAUGGAUGCAGCUCAGCAUGUUGCCUCCAUGCUAGGAGGAACUGCCACUGAGGUUGAGGAGACCAAGGAGCCGAGUGGUUUCUGGUCAGCACUGGGUGGGGAGAAGCCGUACCAGACCUCCAAGUCCCUGCAGAGGAUGGUCAGGCCUCCAAGACUGUUUGGAUGUUCAAACAAGACUGGCAGGCUGAUAGCGGAGGAGGUGCCAGGUGAGUUCACACAGAUGGAUCUGCUACCCGAUGAUGUCAUGAUUCUAGACACAUGGAAUCAGAUUUUUGUUUGGGUUGGAAAAGAAGCCAAUGAAACCGAGAAAAAUGGAUCUCUCAAGAUUGCUGAAGACUAUGUGAAGGCUGACCCCUCUGGACGCAGCGGGGUCGCCAUCAACACCAUCAAACAGGGAGACGAGCCGCUCUUCUUCACCGGCUGGUUCCACGCCUGGGACCCCAAGAUGUGGGAGAAAGAUCCUCUGGAGUGCAUCAAAGCACGACUCAAAAAGCAUUAGUCGAAGGAAGCAUAGAAGCAGCUGCAGUAAAUGUACACAGAUUCACUUCUUCUCAUGUAUCGUCAAACUUCAACCUUUAAGGUGCCACGUGAGCUUUGAAUUUGGAUCUUCUGCAUGGGUGGAGGACAUCUUAAAUGCAAUAAAGAUAUAACCUUUUGACAAACCUUCACUGGGACCGUUUCUGUAUUUUUUGAUGUAGUUUGUUUUCAUUCUCUCGUAUGCAUUAAGAUCAUGUUUACAACUGUUUACAAUCCAUAAAUAGAAAGAACAUGAUGCACUAUUCCUCCCAGGUUCAGUGUGGCCUUCUGAAAAAAUGUUUAACAUUUGCAUUUGAAAUAAACUGAGAAAAACCAUAAUUGCAUUUCUGUUUGUGACAAAAAUAAUGUACAUUUAAAGGUAACAGUUUAAUAAAGAUUUGAAAAAUA